CCGGUGUAGUACACAGAAAGAGACGAGAGCGUCUUUUGGUAGAUAUUUAUGCUUGGUUCAUUCUCGUAGUAGAUGUAGUAAUUGAUAUAUCGACGUGGACGUUGUUUACAGCCAUGAGCAGUUUGUCCUGUAUGUUUUUUGUGCGGUACCUGAGGCCGCGUGCCUGGAUGUCAUCUGAUUACCGCCCUCUGAUUGGCCAUCCACUUUAACUUCAAUUUGACUCUCUUCAGCAGUUUUCUGUUUUCCCCGGACUUUCAUCAUCAUCGUCAAACCCAUCCUCGUCUUGCCGCCUUUUAUCCUUUUUCCUCUUCCGCCUCUACCUCCCCGCCUUCACUCCCCCCGGCGGCAUGUCCAAGGCGACCUUUGCCGCAAUCGCCGCGGCUAGCGCGGCCACCGGAGCUGGCCUGACAGCGUUGCUCUAUUCCUCUUCCUCCCCUCGGCCUCAACAGCAACAGCAACAACAGCAACAGAAGCUACCUCCAUCUGCACCAGCUACCUCGUCCACUCCUGUCCCGACCCAACCAGCUGCCCCGUCACUCGCCGCCAAGUCACUCGCCGGGCCCGUCGACCCGUCCGGCAUCUACCAAUAUGGCUUCCCCGGUCCCGUCGCCGAUACUCUGCUCUCAGCUCCUCUGGCUGGCGCAUACGACCGUCGCACGCGCAAUCCCGCUUGGGUAGCCGAGCACAUCACACCGGCUUCGCUGGCGAUGAAGAACGCAGACCGCAAACAUAGCACCUUCUUCGAAGACACCACUAUCCCCGCUGCCUUCCGCGCCAAACUGAACGAUUACUUCCGCUCUGGCUACGAUCGCGGCCACCAGGUGCCUGCAGCUGACGCCAAAUGGUCUCAGGAAGCCAUGGACGCUACUUUUGCCUUAACAAACAUGUGCCCCCAGGUGGGCGAGGGAUUCAACCGGGACUACUGGGCGCACUUUGAGGAGUUCUGCCGCGGUCUGGCCAAGAAGUAUCCUUCCGUUCGCAUAGUGACCGGUCCCCUGUAUCUCCCUCAACGUGAGGCGGAUGGCAAAUGGCGUGUGUCGUACGAGGUGAUUGGUAACCCGCCUAAUGUUGCUGUGCCGACGCACUUCUAUAAGGUUAUCUACGCCGAAGAGGGCCCCGCUUCUCCUAAUGGAAAGGUUGCCUUGGGGGCUUUUGUCUUGCCCAAUGCUCGGAUCCCAAACGACAAGAGGCUGACGGAGUUCGAGGUGCCGGUUGAGGUGGUCGAGCGCGCGAGCGGCCUGGAGUUUGUUUCCAAGUUGGAGACGAACCGUCGCAAGCGUCUCUGCCAGGAAAUCAAGUGCGACGUUGUCGUACGCGAGUUUAACAACUCUGCCAAGCGGAGCUAGAGUGGCUCUUGUCCUUUGAGGAACUAGACACCCUGGGCCGAUUUGUGUAAUUUUGGAUGUAAUAAUUUCGGGGUGAUAACUGGUUUAUAUCGUCCGGGCGUUUACGGGUUGCAUGCACGUCGGACGUUGU
Molecule: messenger RNA, 1476 nt
Organism: Aspergillus pseudonomiae
Lineage: Eukaryota; Fungi; Ascomycota; Eurotiomycetes; Eurotiales; Aspergillaceae
Product: DNA/RNA non-specific endonuclease
Exons: 1
Coding region: 348-1346 (332 amino acids)
Biological process (GO): apoptotic DNA fragmentation
Cellular component (GO): nucleus; mitochondrial inner membrane
Molecular function (GO): nucleic acid binding; metal ion binding; RNA endonuclease activity
Source: RefSeq, a predicted model, not a curated record